This is a messenger RNA of Miniopterus natalensis, 2135 nucleotides long. The record is from RefSeq and is a predicted model, not a curated record. Lineage: Eukaryota; Metazoa; Chordata; Mammalia; Chiroptera; Miniopteridae.
CUGCCGCGCCGUAGGCUGGUUUCUUCAGCGCAGGCUGUGCUGGCCACCGGGUCAGGGAUCGUCAUCGUCAGCUACUGCAAAAACGUGGUCUCCGACAGGCACUGGCUUGCCCGAGAAUAUGUCUGGUUUUUGGUUCCAUAUAUGGUCUAUGACACCUACGCCAUGUACCUCUGUGAAUGGUACCGAACCAGAGAACAGAACCGCAGACACUCCCUCACCAUUUUUCGAAACUUCCUAAGUAAAAACCGUCUCAUGAUCACGCACCACGUGGCCAUUCUGUUGGUCCUUGUGCCAACUGCACAGAGGCUUAGGGGAGACCUGGGGGACUUCUUUGUUGGCUGCAUCUUCACGGCAGAACUGAGCACUCCAUUUGUGUCGCUGGGCAAAAUUCUGAUUCAGCUAAAGCAGCAGCACACCCUCCUGUACAAGGUAAACGGGAUCCUCACACUGACUACCUUCGUUUCCUGCCGGAUCCUUCUGUUCCCCUUCAUGUACUGGUCCUAUGCCCAGCAGCAGAGAAUAAGCAUAUUCCAGGUGCCAUUCAGGAUCCCUUUCUUCUGCAACGUGGCCAAUGCCUUCCUCAUCGCUCCCCAGCUCUACUGGUUCUCUCUGCUGUGCAAGAAGGCAGCUGGGCUCUUUGACACUCCCCUGGCCGAAAAGGAUGGAUAAGAGGUCCCAGGAGUCAGGCAGUGAGGGUGCCUCCUCACACUAUGUGCCUCUUCCGCUCAGUGUUCCAUGGACCACACUGCACCCUGGGUGGCCUUGGCCUUUUGGGUAUUGAUAAGCAGAUAAGGGUUUGAGUUUUCCUAAAGAAUAUUCAUAUUACCUCCCUCUUCUAACCUGCCCCUUUUGCAAAAGCACUUUUAGUGACAACUAUUGGAUCCUGUCCGGCCUCCGUGGGCGGGCAGCAAGGUGGAUUUAGUGCAAGCCCAAGGAUCCUUCCUUGGGUCUUCUCUCAAGGGCCCUGGGAGGUAGAAGCAUGGGUGUGGAGACAGGUGGACCAAGAUGAUAAGUGUCUGGGCACCCAACUGGCCCUGACAUUGGCGGCUACCCACCUUUCCAGACACUCAGGGCAAUAUCCACACAUACUAGGCCAGCAGAAGCAAGUGAUGACUUAUUUCCUGAAAUAAUCUAUGUUGGCCUGGGAAAAUCGUUGUGGGUAGGUAGCUUUUUAUUGUUUACUAGAUAAUCCAUUGCCUCAUCCUUUCAUUCAUGUGCCAACAUUGAAUUCUCGUCUACUAACUUCCAAUCAGAUGUCUCAGUGGGGGUCAGGAGGCAGCAGUGGGAACUUGAAGCACUUGAGGAGGUAGAGAGGCUAAUUAACAGGUCAGCAUCUUUGCAGGCUGACUGUAAGAAGUGUCAAACUUGUGAGUUUGUUGUAAACAGUCACAAAUACUGUUCCCUUUUUAGCAUGUCCUUCCAAGCCCAGCCUUCCCCAUAUCCACACACACAGGAUGCUCUUGUUAAAAACUAUAGGGGUAAAGUGAAAAGAUGGCUACCAAGCUAUUUACUGGGUACCCCACUGUUUGACACUGUCCUUUUCACGUGAAGUGGAAAUGGACUUCUGUAUUCUAAACCAUGAAAAGUCGCAUCUAGUAGGCUGCCUUCUAAGCCAGAGCUUUUGGUCCAAAGCCUGUUCCGAUGUGCGUGUACCACCAUUUAGCCACAGAAGGCUGGAGAGCAAGAGUACAAGGCUGGAGAGCAAGAGUACAAGGCAGCCCUGGCCAGGUGAUAUCCUGGGGAUGGACUCCUUCGCUACCACUUGCAGGUGGGAUUCCCUGGUGCCGACACUAAUCAUUCCUUAUCAACUAGGAUGGGUUUUAGAAACUGCGCUACCACGAAAUUUUUUUUUUUAGGUGGUAGUGAGAAGCUAGAUUUUUAAAUGCCUUUUGAUUCAUUGUUGUCCAUUAACUUAAAGUACUGAAGAUGUGUCUCAAAUUUUGACUAUUUCAGUCUUUAAUGGGUGCCAUUUUAAAAAUGCAAAAUGAUGUAAUUUUUUACUGUUUUGUUCACUGUCAGUGUAUCUUGUAUAAAUCACCCCUGUGGUGAUUAAAUUGCACUAAUAUUUCCCAACUUAUUCUCAUUUGUGAAAUACAUCAAUACGAACUUCCUGUAAGACCCAUCCCAUCAUCUGA